CCACAAGAGAUGUUGUGGUGUUGGUGGGGGGAGACAAAUACUUGGUCUCUACUUUUUUACAUCAGGGGGUCUCAAUAAGUCCCUUCCACCGAAGUUUUCAAAUGAUUCCGAUUGAUGAAAAACGUUCACCAGAUGGAAACGAAGUGCGUAAAGACGCAACAUAAAGCCAUUAUUAUUGCCACGAACGGCUGGCAGAUUCCAAAGAGGACAUUUUGCAUGAGGGCAGAGUGUUUAUUUGUGUUUAUAAGGAUCGGACAUUUCACUUCUCUCCCCCUUCUAACCUCUUGUGUAGCUUUAACAUGACGAUAUACUGAGACAGCAGCACUGAGCCAGACGGCUGGAGAACUUCUCCGAUUUGAGCGUGCCAAGUGAAGGGAGAGCAAAACAUGGCUGGUUUAAUGGCAGGUUUUGGUCACUACACCCACGCCGUCGUCCGGGGAAUCCCCGCGUCCCUGGCCAAAGAAGCGCUCCGGAGCAGCCAGGCGGAGGUGGACCUGGCCAAGGCGCAGAGGGAGCACGAGGCGUACGUCGAGGUCCUGGGGACGAGGCUCGGGCUGGAGGUGGUCGAGCUCCCCGCGGACGAGUCGCUCCCGGACUGCGUGUUCGUGGAGGACGCGGCCGUGGUGUGCGGUGACACGGCGCUCAUCACCAGACCCGGGGCAGAGAGCAGGAGGAGAGAGACGGAGUUAAUGAAAGGAGCUCUGAAGGAUUUGAAUCUGAACAUUGUGGAAAUGGCCGACGAGAACGCCACAUUGGAUGGAGGAGAUGUGCUUUUUACGGGUCGAGAGUUUUUUGUGGGCCUUUCCAAACGGACCAAUCAGAGAGGAGCAGAGAUCCUUGCAGAUGCCUUUAAGGACUACGCCGUGUCGACCGUGCCUGUGCUGGAAGGGCUGCACCUGAAGAGCUUCUGCAGUAUGGGAGGACCAGGCCUCAUUGUCAUCGGCUCCAGUGAACCAGCACAGAAAGCCCUCAAAAUCAUGCAGCAAAUGAGUGACCAUCGCUAUGAUAAACUGACGGUACCUGACGACCUCGCUGCCAACUGCGUCUAUAUGAACCUACCUAAUAAGGGACAUGUGCUUCUGCACUGCACAGCAGAGGAGUUUCCAGAGAGUGCAACGGUGUUUGAGAAGUUGAAAGACCACAUGCUAAUCCCUGUGUCCAACAUGGAGAAGGUCAAAGUGGACGGAGCCCUCACAUGCUGCUCUGUACUCAUCAACAAGAAGGCCAACAUCUGAGCGUGCUCACUAGGGGCUCUCUCAGUGCAUGGUAACCAAGCAGAGCCUGUAUCCGAUCACCAAGGAUCCCAAGGAUUAGCAAAACUAUCUUUGUACUUGGAGGAAGGACAGGCAAGUUUGUUGUUGCUGAGGGACAAAGAAAAUAUAAAUCUGAGGGAGUCAUCUGGUCUCCCUUUCCCCCAAAAACACUAAAAUUAUAUUAAAACACUCAAAUUACAUUAAAACACUCAAAUAGCAUUAAAACACUCAAAUUACAUUAAAAGGUCUUUUAAGAGUGUUAAUAGUUCAGUUGACAUAAAACACAGUUAAAAAUUUGUCUCUAAAAGAAUUAGGAUAAUACAUUAAAGCUAGUCUUACUUUUCUCUUGAUUUGGAUAUAUUCUAAUAUUUUCUACAAAAAUCUGAAAACAAAGCAAAAUAUUUUGCAGUUUAGAUAAGGGGUCAAAAAUUCACCCCAUGUCAAGCCAUAUAUGAUUUUUUGACAGUAUGUGUUUCUAAGUAACUAGUCUAUAAACUAUUUUUAAAAAAAUUCAGAUUAAUUACAAAUACUAAUAAAAGAAGAUCUGAUCCCAGAUCAGAGAAGUAGAGCCAUGUUGAGCCACCCCCCACCCAACUACCGCUCAUGUGUAGACCAAUCCUCGCUUACUGUUCGAUGUUUACAACCCUUUAAGAGAACCACAUAGAACAGAGCACUGGACAAACAAAACCAGAUAGAUCUGUUUGAGAUUUUUUGUUGCCAUUGAAAAAGGAGUCUAACCAACACUUCACUGCAGGUUUAUGAAUUACAUAACUAACACAUAAUGCAAACAGUUGGUUUAUACUGUUCACAUGCACCAUUUUAACUGUGAUUUAAUUUUGUGUGUAUUUGGUUAUAUAAUGCAAUUGCGAUUCAGUUUGUAAUUCACUUUUCAAGAACUGCCUUUUGGUGCAAGAUGGAGGACAAAAAUCCUGCUACUGCUGUAAAUCUCACUGUCAGCAUUGCUAUUUAGCAGUUUUUAACUGGUAUUUUAAAUUCCUGUGGUUUCUUUACAGUUGGUGCUGAGUAAAUUUCAUCACUGUGCAUAAUUUCAAAACCACUGACACACUAUUGUGUACUUUAUUGAAAUGCAUGACUGAAUUUUAGGUUGUUUUGUCACUGUUUGAAAAUACAGUUCUUGUAAAGCCUUCUUUAGAUACAAGCUUUUGGUAUGAUCGCAGUGUCAUAAUUUGUGUUUUUGUGAUUGAUAUUGAAAUUACUGCCAUUGAGACCUGAGGUGCUCCUACUUUUCAUGACUGUUUUUUGCUAACCAUGCUAUUGAUCGUGCAGUACUGGAGACGAUUCUUGACUGAUCUCAAUAAUUGCCACCAGCUAGAGAAGCUAAAAGUAGCGUAUUGAUUUAUUCUACAAGGACCAUGGGUCAUUUUGUGUAAGCAAUUUUGCAUCCCUCCUGCCUUUUGUUUAGAUCUGUGUGGGGAUGCAAAUCUGUUCCAACCCUACAGAGGACAGAUAGCAGCUGCCCCUGUGGGAAAAUGUACUGUAUGUUUUCAUUAUUAUAAGGUGAACCAAGCAUUCAUUUAUUCCAACAUAACACCUCUUCUCCUUUAAAUGUACAAUGCCUGUAUGGAAAACCAAUGAGGUCACUCCUGCUGAAUGAUUCUGAAGGCACUGUAGUUUUCACACACCAUUGGUUCUGCCUGUGUUGUUGAUUACACCGGUUCUCUUUUUUUUUCCUGUCUGGUCGUUUUUACUCGAAAACUGACUGAAAACAUGCUGUGAAGCUGAUGUCUGUUCCACUUAAUCCAAAAACACCAAAUGUGAAUGCAGUGAGAGAGUUUGCACUCUGCAUGCAGAACAAGCUAACUGCCCCUGUUUGGUGUGUUUCCAUGUGUAUUCACAGUGGUAGCUGCCAGCAGGAGUUUAGAGCAGUGCUUCUCAACCAGGGGUCCAGGGACCCCCAGGAGUCUUUAAAUUGAGUUUCAGGGGGUCCCCAGAAAAAUGGGGAGUAUUUUAAUUCCACUAUUAUUUGAUUCACUAGAAGUUAGCCCAAUGAGAUAUGUAUAAGAAUGACUCUUCUUCUUCUCUUAAUUGUUAAUCUGCCAAUCUGCAGAUAGAAAAUCAUGGUAUAACCACAUUUUACUAGACAUGGAUUCCUCAGACUAAAAUGUUAUCAAAUACGGGUCCACAGUCUGAUGUGUAUCAAUUUGUGGGUCUUUGACACCUAAAAGGUUGAGAAACACUGGUUUAAAGGGUUUUGUAUGAGCUCUGUUUUGGUGGCCUUAUCUGUGUUGUAGUUUGAUUUAUGUUUGAGGCCUGUAGAUAUGUUCACUGUACAUACACUAUACUGUACACGUUUAAGCCCGUCACAUCUGAAACCAUGUUGUUUCUCAGUGUGAUUGUAAGUGAAAGUUGAGUAAAUGACAUCAGGAGGUGAUUCAGCCUCCCUCUAAAGACGUUUGUGUAUGGGCAAGCGGGCAGUGAUGAUGAAACACGGAAAGAAUUCCUGUUGGGAGGAGAGGCUUGUACACCAGUAAACACUGACUCUCUUAAACUUUCUCUGUCUUUCUCUUGACUGUCUCACUCUCAGCACUCACUUUCUCCCACCCUCUGCUAUUGCCUCAUAGGCGAUCUGGGCUAAUUUAUGGCUAUGAUAUCAUACAGUCUGGCGAACACUGUAGAUGUGAUGGCCUGCCGUUAAAAGUGUGACACUAGUAGUAUAUUUUACAGAAGGCGGCUGGCUGGGUGCUGGGUGAUAGCAUAGUUGCAGAGCAUCCAGUUCUGAUUCUCACCCACUUACUCCAGAAGGCUGAGCCAGGCAGGACCAGUCAUACACUGUAUGAUUGGUACAAUGUCAAACAUUGGAUUUUACACAAGUAAAGCCAUUUCACCUAAAAUUGUCAUCGAAUCUCACAUUGCUCUAAAUCACCUAUCACUUGUACAGCUCUGGGGCACCAUAACCAUUUCCUAUCUGAUUUAAAAUCAGAAAACAUUUAAUACAUACUUGGCUCUUGGCUGGCAAGGCUGGAUGUGAGUAACGGCUCCUGAAAAAGUGUACUGACUUUGUUGAAGCCUUUUUUAUCCUUUUACUAAUCCCUUCACUCAUCCCAGUAGUCACUGAUGUUGUGUUUCCAACUCAGGUCUCUUGGUUUUCAUACAAGUUGUGAGUAAUGAUUAUUUGAGUCAUCUUAAAUUGAGCUGUUCGUCUACUUUGUGUAAUAAAUUAACAUCUAGCAUUCAA
Messenger RNA from Dicentrarchus labrax (European seabass), 4449 nucleotides. RefSeq names its product dimethylarginine dimethylaminohydrolase 1 (gene ddah1). The coding region runs from base 387 to 1235 and encodes 282 amino acids. Gene Ontology annotation, molecular function: amino acid binding; dimethylargininase activity. Lineage: Eukaryota; Metazoa; Chordata; Actinopteri; Moronidae. The record is from RefSeq and is a predicted model, not a curated record. Gene Ontology annotation, biological process: arginine metabolic process; positive regulation of nitric oxide biosynthetic process. The transcript is spliced from 7 exons.